Rhipicephalus sanguineus (brown dog tick) is the source of this 823-nucleotide messenger RNA. RefSeq names its product calpain-A-like. The record is from RefSeq and is a predicted model, not a curated record. Bases 11 to 823 code for a protein of 270 amino acids. The transcript has 7 exons. Gene Ontology annotation, cellular component: cytoplasm. Lineage: Eukaryota; Metazoa; Arthropoda; Arachnida; Ixodida; Ixodidae. Gene Ontology annotation, biological process: proteolysis. Gene Ontology annotation, molecular function: calcium-dependent cysteine-type endopeptidase activity.
UCCAGCAGCCAUGUCGGCCAAUUUCAGGGAUGGGAAGAUCUACAAGUACGGCGAACGCUACUCCGGCACCAAGACACGGUGUGGCAACGUCCAGGACUACGAACUACUACGCUCUUUGUACCUGAAGGGUGAGGAGCUGUUCGAAGAUCCCGAGUUCCCAUGCACCGAACAGAACGUCUUCGGGGAGAAGGAGCCGGGAUUCAAUUUAGAGUGGAAGAGACCAUACGAGCUUUGCGACAAUCCGGAAUUCCUCACGGAAGGUUUUAGUCGUUUCGACGUGGAGCAAGGCUGUUUGGGCAACUGCUGGAUGGUCGCUUCCGUUUCUGCGCUCGCUAUGCAUGAGGAACUGUUCAAGAACGUUGUUCCUGAGGACCAGAGUUUCACGGACGGCGAGUACGCCGGAAUAUUUCAUUUUCGACUGUGGAAAGCCAACCGAUGGGUCGACGUUGUCAUCGACGACCGACUGCCCUUCCAUGCGGAUAGUGGCUGGCUGGCAUUCAUGAGAUCAAGCACUACCCAUGAGUUCUGGAGUGCUUUGCUUGAGAAGGCUUACGCCAAACUGCAUGGAGGCUACGCCGCUCUUAUUGGCGGAGGUGGAGCAGAGGCAAUGCAAGUGCUCACGGGAGGCCUAAGCGAAAGCAUUUACUUGAAUGAAUUUCAAGAUGACCUCUUCGGUACUGUAAGACAAGCCUUGGAGAAAUACUCCCUUUUGACGUGUUACACCCCUGAGGACAUUAAGGAAUACCAAGGUAUCAUCGGCAACCAUGCGUACACUAUCACGGGGGCUGAAAAGGUGACCUCGGUGUGGCGCUCGUCUACCUAG